This is a messenger RNA of Lacerta agilis (Sand lizard), 393 nucleotides long. Its product is annotated as multifunctional methyltransferase subunit TRM112-like protein. Gene Ontology annotation, molecular function: protein heterodimerization activity. Lineage: Eukaryota; Metazoa; Chordata; Lepidosauria; Squamata; Lacertidae. Gene Ontology annotation, biological process: rRNA (guanine-N7)-methylation; tRNA methylation; peptidyl-glutamine methylation. The record is from RefSeq and is a predicted model, not a curated record.
AUGAAGCUCCCGACGCACAACGUGCUCACCUCCCACGUGCGAGGAGGGAAGCCUGGUGGAGGAUUCCCCCUUCGUAUCCAGGCCCUGGAAGUGAAGGUGAACAAUGUAGAUUUCAACCCGGAGUUCAGAGCGCGGAUGGUACCCAAGGUGGAAUGGGCAGCUUUGGUAGAGGCAGCGGAGAGUUUGGUCACCGAUCAAGACCUGCCCCCUGAGCCCAUCCCUGACUUCGAGAACAAUGAGGAUUUCCUUCGAAAAGUCCAUCAUGUGCUGAUGGAGGUGGAAGUGGUUGAAAGUGUGCUGAAAUGCCCAAAUACUGGGCGUGAGUUUCCCAUAACUAAAGGGAUACCCAACAUGUUGCUGAGCGAAGAGGAGACAUGAGCUGGUUUGUGGCAA